UUUAAUAAAUUAUUUUAUUUCUCUUCCGGUUUCCGGUUGGCUGCCGCCCCACUCCGCCAUCAUGAAGUUCUGAACAAAAAACGAAUGAGACAGAAAGGGUAAAAAAAAAAAAGGACAAAAAAUUAUGAAAAACAUUUAUGUAAUGAUAAAAUAUGGUCGAGAGUGGAGCAGGCGAGUGGAAAUACCGGGUCUGCUUUAAAUUGAUUAACUGUUUCCCAGUUGUAAUCUGCUGGUUGCUGCUGAGAAGACCAGCUCGUUAGCAUUUUGAUUGACUGCCAUAGCUAAUGCUAGCUAAAUCAUUUGUGAAGAAUGGAAUGGAGUAUCAAUGAAAACAAUGUGGCUCGCUCGUGUUGAAUAGAGCGGAAGAGGUAACGUUAGAAGAGCGACCAAUAUUUUCCAUACCAGGCCAGCUAGCUAGCUCUCCAGCUAGCUACAGUGGAUCCCCAAAGCCACGAUUUGUCUUUGGAGGGGUGCAGGCAGCCACCCAAAUUAGCAACUGGGAUGCCAUUGCCAACACCAACAUGAACAUUUUCGAUUGAAAACAUUUGAAGGCUAAAGUUUUUUGCCGUGGGGCAACAAGCUAGGAAGGGGCCUCCCCAUCCUUCAUAAUGGCGCUGGCCAUGCCGUCCAGUGUGCGGGCCGGGAGCCUGAAGGACCCGGAGGUAGCUGAGCUCUUCUACAGAGAUGACCCUGAGAAGAUGUUCACCGACUUGCGGGAGAUCGGCCAUGGCAGCUUCGGAGCUGUCUACUUCGCACAUGACAUCCGCACCAAUGAAGUGGUGGCAAUUAAGAAAAUGUCCUACGGUGGCAAGCAGUCCAAUGAGAAAUGGCAGGAUAUCAUCAAAGAAGUAAAGUUUCUCCAGAAACUGCACCACCCCAACACCGUGGAGUACAGAGGUUGCUACCUGAGAGAGCACACAGCAUGGCUGGUGAUGGAGUAUUGUUUGGGUUCGGCCUCCGACUUACUGGAAGUCCACAAGAAGCCCCUCCAGGAACAGGAGAUAGCAGCCAUCACCCACGGUGCAUUGCAGGGCCUGGUGUACCUUCAUUCUCACAACAUGAUUCACAGGGAUGUGAAGGCAGGUAACAUCUUGCUGACUGAGCCUGGCCAGGUGAAACUGGGUGAUUUUGGCUCUGCCUCCAUCAUUGCCCCGGCCAACUCGUUCGUGGGCACGCCCUACUGGAUGGCACCUGAGGUGAUCCUGGCCAUGGACGAGGGCCAGUACGACGGCAAGGUAGAUGUGUGGUCACUGGGCAUUACCGCCAUAGAGCUGGCGGAGAGGAAGCCGCCUCUGUUCAACAUGAAUGCUAUGAGUGCCUUAUACCACAUCGCCCAGAACGAGAGUCCCGUUCUGCAGUCCAAUCACUGGUCUGAUUAUUUCCAUAACUUUGUGGACUCGUGUCUGCAGAAGAUCCACCAGGACAGACCUACCUCUGACGUGCUGCUGAAGCACAAUUUCCUAUGCAGAGAGCGUCCCCACACGGUGGUGAUGGACCUGAUAGCUCGCACCAAAGACGCGGUGCGGGAGCUGGACAACCUGCAGUACCGCAAAAUGAAGAAGAUCCUUUUCCACGAGGCCCUCAAUGGGCCCCAGCCCGAGGGAGGGGAAGAGGAGGAGGACGUGGAGCAGUACAUGCUGCGGACGGGUACGGUCAACAGCAUGGAGAGCUCCCAUUCGCUGCCUUCCAUGUCCAUCAGCGCAAGCUCCCAGAGCAGCUCGGUCAACAGCCUGGCGGACGGUUCGGACGACAGCGGCGAGAUGGCCAUGAUGCAGGAGGGCGAGCAAACAGUCACCUCCAACAGCUCAGUCCUGCACAAGCCCCUGAGCCAUGACAACAUCUAUGACGACCCCUACCAGCCCGAGCUGGACGCCCAGCAGCAGCCCCCGUCGUCACGGGGUGAGGGAAGAGAAGGAGGCGGCGGCGGGGGAGGAAUUGGCAGGCGGAGGGGACACCGCAGCCGAGACCACUUUGCCACCAUCCGGACAGCAUCGCUGGUGACCCGGCAGAUCCAGGAGCACGAGCAGGGGUCGGCGCUGAGGGAGCAGAUGUCCGGGUAUAAGCGCAUGCGGCGGCAGCACCAGAAGCAGCUGAUGGGCCUGGAGAACAAGCUGAAGGCAGAGAUGGAUGAGCAUCAGCUGAGGCUGGACAAGGAGUUGGAGAACCAGAGGAACAGCUUUGGAGGGGAGGGGGACAAGCUGAGCAAGAAGCACCAGGCUAUCCUGGAGAAGGAGACCAAGGCAGCCCUGGCUGAGGAGAAGAAGUUCCAGCAGCACAUCCUGGCCCAGCAGAAGAAGGAACUGACCAGCCUGCUGGAAUCACAGAAACGCCAGUACCGCGCACGCAAGGAGCAGCUCAAAGAGGAACUGAACGAGAACCAGUUGACCCCCAAGCGGGAGAAGCAGGAGUGGCUGGUGCAUCAGAAGGAGUGUCUCCAGCAGCUGCAGGCGGAAGAGGAGGCGGGGCUCCUGCGCCGCCAGAGGCAGUACUACGAGCUGCAGUGUCGCCAGUACAAGAGGAAGAUGCUGCUGGCGCGCCACAACCUGGAGCAGGACCUACUCCGAGAGGACCUGAACAAGAAGCAGACGCUGAAGGACCUGGAGUGCGCAAUGCUGUUGCGCCACCACGAGUCCACCCAGGAGAUGGAGUUCCGGCAGCUGGGCUCGGUGCAGCGCACGCGGGCCGACCUGAUCCGCACGCAGCACCAGACGGAGCUCACCAAUCAGAUGGAGUACAACAAGCGACGCGAGCAGGAGCUGAGGCAGAAGCACGCCGUGGAGGUCCGCCAGCAGCCCAAAAGCCUCAAAUCCAAAGAACUCCAGAUCAAGCGUCAGUUCCAGGACACGUGCAAGAUCCAGACGCGCCAGUACAAGGCCCUGCGCAACCACUUGCUGGAGAACACGCCCAAGUCGGACCACAAGGCGGUGCUCAAGCGCCUGAAGGAUGAGCAGACACGUAAGCUGGCCAUCCUGGCUGAGCAGUACGACCACUCCAUCAAUGACAUGCUGUCCACACAGGCUCUCCGAUUGGAUGAGACGCAGGAGGCGGAGUAUCAGGUGCUGCGGAUCCAGCUGCAGCAAGAGUUGGAGCUGCUCAACGCCUACCAGAGUAAGAUCAAGAUCCACACCGACUCGCAGCAUGAGCGGGAGGCCAAGGACCUGGAGCAGAGGGUGUCCAUCCGCCGGGCACUGCUAGAGCAGAGGAUUGAGGAGGAGAUGCUGUCUCUUCAGAAUGAGCGCUCUGAGCGCAUCCGCACCCUCCUGGAGCGGCAGGCCUGUGAGAUCGAGUCCUUUGACUCUGAGAGCCUCCGUCUGGGUUUCAGCAACAUGGCCCUCACGGGCAUCCCCAGCGAGGCCUACCCCAAGCAGGGCUACACCAACGCCCCACCAGGGUUCCGCUCCGGUGGGGGCCACUGGAGCCAUGGCAUGCACGCCCAGCCCCAGCCGCACUCCCGCCGCAGCCACAACAGUAGUAGCGGUGGAGGGGGUGGGGGUGGUGGAGGGGGGAGCAGAGGGGAGUCUUCUUCUUCUCACGGCAUGGCUCUGGGGUUGGGUCUGGGGAGGGAUGGGAGGGAGGUGCAUCCUUCAUCUCGUUCGUCAGCCUCUUCUUCCUCUUCCUCCUCCCAACAACACCACCACCGUCAUCACCUGCCGCAGCACUACCACCACCAAAGCACGCCCCAGCUCUACCGGGAGCGGGAAAGGGAUAGAGAGAGGGAGCGGGAGAAGGAGAGGGACAGGGAGUGGGCCGGGGUCCGAGGCGGCGGCGACCUGGCCCACCCGCAGCACCCCCACCCCUUCUCCCACAACCUGCCCUCUCGCUCCUCCUCUCAGUCCCUGGCCCUGCUGCCGCCGCCGCCCCCCACGCCCCCCUCUAUCUCGGGGCCCUCCUCGCAGGGAGGGGUGUAUGGCGGGGGGCUGGUCGUCAGGGGCGGUCCCAGCCUCAUGGCCCUGAGGAACAGCCCCCAGCCGCUGAGGAGGACGGCAUCCGGAGGGGGACCCGGCGGGGCGGGUGGAGGCGAUGGGGUGCUGAGCCGCAGCACCUCGGUCACCUCGCACAUCUCCAACGGCUCCCACCUCUCCUACUCCUAA
Molecule: messenger RNA, 4091 nt
Organism: Coregonus clupeaformis (lake whitefish)
Lineage: Eukaryota; Metazoa; Chordata; Actinopteri; Salmoniformes; Salmonidae
Gene: taok2b
Product: TAO kinase 2b
Exons: 21
Coding region: 609-4091 (1160 amino acids)
Biological process (GO): protein phosphorylation
Molecular function (GO): ATP binding; protein kinase activity
Source: RefSeq, a predicted model, not a curated record